AUGAGUGGUGCAUCACAGUCCAGCUUUGACCCGUUGGUCCAAAACGUCACAUUCCUCGGCCCCGAUGGCGAGACCCCCGUCGUGGUGCCCAUGGCUGCCGUUGAUGCCUUUGACAACGAGUCCAUCAACACGGUCCUCAACUACGGUGUCCAGAUCGGCGCCUGCAUCAUCAUGCUACUCGUCGUUCUGCUAAUGACGCCGCGCACCAACUUUGCGCGCCCCUCGGCUGUGCUGCACAUCCUCGGUCUCAUGGCCUGCAUCGUUCGCACCUCGCUUCUCGCAAGCUUCUUCCUCUCGCCCUUCAAUCACUUCUACCAGUACUUCUCCGGUGACUACUCGUCCGUCUCGACGCACUUCUACGCCACGAGCGUCGCCGCCACCGUCGUCUCCCUGCUGCUCGUCGUUAUCAUCGAGGCGGCCCUGAUGAACCAGGCCUGGACUAUGGUCCGGCUUUGGCCCGGCCACGUGCGAUUCGGCAUCAUCGCCAUCUCGUCUGUCGUCUCGUUACUGACCAUCGGCUUCCGAGUUGCCUCCAUGGUCAUCCAGUGCCAGGCCAUCUUCGCCCUAGCAUAUCCCGACGACAAACUGUGGGUGCCAAAGGCGGUGCUUAUCACUAACAUCGUCUCCAUCAGUUGGUUCUGCGCCGUCUUCAACAUCAAGCUCAUCUCCCAUCUCAUAUCAAGCCGGGGCGUCUUGCCCUCGGCCAAGGCGCUGUCGUCGAUGGAGGUGCUCGUCAUGACCAACGGCAUUCUCAUGAUCGUCCCAGUCAUUUUCGCCGGUCUCGAAUGGGGCAAGUUCUCCAACUUCGAGGCCGCUUCCAUGACUUUCACGGCCGUCGCCCUCAUCCUUCCCCUUGGAACGCUCGUCGCGCAACGUAUAUCCACGCGGCAAAGCCCCUCAGGGGGGGACGGCGGCGGCGGCGGCGGCGUCGCCAAUCACAACAUCGCGCAGAUGCCCCCCCACGGCAACUCCUCUCCCGGCCGCAGCAACACCGACUACUCAUCUCCCGGUCCUUCGGUCGCCCAGGUCGUAGCCAACGGCCCUCUUCAGUGCAGCGAAGUCUCCAAGUGUGAGCGCGGUAUGAUGUAUCCCGGAGCCGGGACCGGCAUGGCAGCUCGAGAUCACUACGACCUCGAGCUCAGCAAGAUUGAUUCCACGAGCGAGCUCACCACUGGACCACCACGGUCAGCCCAAGGUGGACGAACCAACUUGGAUCGGGAGAUGCAGAUGCGCGGCCAGAGUCUUUAG
This is a messenger RNA of Drechmeria coniospora, 1248 nucleotides long. RefSeq lists its product as uncharacterized. Gene Ontology annotation, molecular function: pheromone binding; mating-type factor pheromone receptor activity. Gene Ontology annotation, cellular component: membrane; G protein-coupled receptor homodimeric complex. NCBI's taxonomy places the organism in Eukaryota, Fungi, Ascomycota, Sordariomycetes, Hypocreales, Ophiocordycipitaceae. The transcript is spliced from 2 exons. Gene Ontology annotation, biological process: G protein-coupled receptor signaling pathway. Bases 1 to 1248 code for a protein of 415 amino acids. The record is from RefSeq and is a predicted model, not a curated record.